Molecule: messenger RNA, 2841 nt
Organism: Coprinopsis cinerea okayama7#130
Lineage: Eukaryota; Fungi; Basidiomycota; Agaricomycetes; Agaricales; Psathyrellaceae
Product: response regulator receiver domain-containing protein
Exons: 4
Coding region: 1-2841 (946 amino acids)
Biological process (GO): phosphorelay signal transduction system
Source: RefSeq, a predicted model, not a curated record
AUGCCGACCGCUACUUCGACCACUGCGAUUACGACUACUACGACAACUUCCACCACUUCGACUGCUACUAUGACAACUUCGACUAUGAACAGGCAAAUUCAAAACGACAACCCCAGGCGGCACACAACUCCCCUCUCCCUCACUCGCGACGCUCCAACAACAGCGCAGUUACAGUUGGCGGUGCAGCAGCAUGCGGCGGUGCAGGCUGCUGCCUCGGGGUCGGGGUCAGGGACGGGUUUGGGUUUGGGUUUGGGAUCUGGUUUGGGGUCGAGGGAUACGUCGGGGAGUGGGGCGGGGUUGGGUGGGCUGCAGGGAGUCGGCGGAAGUGGGUUAGGCGCAGGUGGACCAGGCCUGGGCAUCUCGAGUCUCGUAGACGGCGGGAUGGUGGCUAGCAGUGGUGGACAACCGGCAGCAGCCGCACCCGGCGGACCGACGACGACGAACCCGCUUCUACCCUUCCUCGCGAACGCGAAUGCGAAUACGAAUGCGAGUGUGAAUGCGGAUGGGAACCCGUUUAUGAGGCUUGGAGCGGGCGGGGGUGGUGUGGGUGAUGUGGGAAGGGCGACGUUGAUGCAGAUGAGCGAGUUGAGUCGGAGGGCUGCGGGUGGUGUUGGUGGUGCGGGCGGGCCUGGAGGAGGGUAUGUGAAUAUGCCGCCUCCGCCGCCUGCGGGUACGGGUACGGGUACGCUUGGCGGGUGGUCCGGUGAUCAGAGUCACCCGCAGGGUGGUAGUACCAGUGGUGCACCGCCUGGUGGUGGACCCCCGCCACCUGGGUCGGCGACGUAUGAGCGUGGGAGAGGGUGGGGACCUGGAGGUGGGGAUCGCUCGAGGCAUGCGAGUUUGAGUCGGGAGCGGGGGAUGGGGGAGCAACAGCAACAACAGCAGGGGCAAAGCCAACAGUCACCGCAACAGGCGCAUCGGGAUAGUGUAUGGGGUACCGCUCCUGGUACUUCGGGGGGUCGUCAAGCUAUGGGACCGCCGCUACCCGGAGGAGGGGGGAUGGGAGGAGUAGGCGGGGAGGUGAUGCAGAAUAUGAGCGGGCUGAUGAUGAUGGGUGAGAACCCUGGUCCUGAAGCGUCGAUGCAUGAGGGGUUGCAGGUGUAUACUGUGGGCCAUUUGAUGCCUCGUGGGACGUACCCUGAGGAUUUCAUUGGUGGGCCUGUCAUUGGUUCUUCGUCCUCGACGAGCAAUAGCGCCGGAAAUGCGGGAGCAAGUGGGAGUGGGCAUACGGCGUGGCAGAUGGGUGGUGCGGGUGGUGCUGUACCGUAUGAUGGGUCUGAUCCCCAGCAGCGGCAGCAACAACAACAGCAGCAGCAAGGGCAGGGUGGGGGAGAGGGGAGUGGAUCGGACGAUGAUGAGGAGGUUGUCCAGCCUUCGAUUAAUACGACGGAUGAGAAUGGGGCGUUGGUUGUCAAAUCUGCCCCUAGUCCUACACGGUCCAAGUCGAAGCAUUCGCCCAAGCUCUCAACUUCGUCGGCCGGUUCCGCGUCGCAGGAAGAAGAGAUUCUUUCGCUUACGACUCCUGGUGCUGCUGCUGGAUCCUCCUCCUCCUCGACUUCGACAUCGCUAUCGUCCGCCUCUGGAUCCAAAACGCAGAAGCUACGAGUGCGGAGGUCGACGUUUGUACCUGGCUGGGCUGUCCCUCCGAGAGUGUUACUGGUGGACGAUGAUGCUGUUAGCCGCAAGUUGAGCAGCAAGUUUUUGCAGGUGUUUGGGUGUACGACGGAUGUUGCUGUUGAUGGGGUUGGUGCUGUUAAUAAGAUGAAUUUGGAGAAGUAUGAUUUGGUUCUGAUGGACAUCGUGAUGCCCAAGAUGGACGGAAUAUCCGCCACCUCGAUUAUCCGCCAAUUCGAUAAAGGCACCCCGAUUAUUUCGAUGACGAGUAAUUCAAAGCCGAAUGAGAUUAUGACCUAUUAUUCCUCCGGCAUGAACGACAUCCUCCCCAAACCGUUCACGAAACAAGGGUUGCUGGACAUGCUCGAGAAGCACUUGAUGCAUCUCAAGGUGAUCGAGCGGAUGUCGAGGAGUGUACCGAGGGGCCCUGGGAUCCCGCCGCUUUCGGAUGACGGGUUCCAGCAGGCGUUGAUGGCGGGAGGAGCGGGUGGGGGGAGUGGUAUGUCGAUGUCGACGGGCGCGCUAGCUCUACCCGCGCCACUGCCGUCGUCUGGAUCUGCUUCGGGUUCGGGGAUGCAGCAGCAACAGCAGAUGAUGGACCCCUCGUCGAUGUCGAUGGAUCCGUCUUUCAGUUUUGGGAAUUUCGGCUCUGGGUCGACCACCACCAACGUGGGGGAUGCUGGUAGUAGUAGCUCGUCGGGUGCGGGCGGUGGAAGUGGUAAUGCUGUGGGGGGUACCGCGGGCUCGGGAGGGAUGAUGAACGUCAACCUCGGCGACGAGAUCGAGGCGAGGGUUAAUCCGUUGGCGGGGAUGGGUCUGACGGACGAGCAGUAUAACAUGAUGGUGCAGAAUUUGGUGAAUGGGGAGAUGUUUUUGGGUGGGGAGGGUGGUGGUGGUGGGUUGGGUCUCGGUCUCGGCAUUGGUGGGAUGGGUGGUGGCUCCUCGUCGUCGAUGAGCAACAACUCCAUGUCUGGCAGCAGCAAUGCCUCAAUGGCCUCGGGGAGUGGACUGUCGAUGUCUAUGGGUGGUGCGACGAUGAUGUAUGGUGUUGGCAUUAAUUUUGGGAUUGAUUCUGGGAGUAAUGCUGGGAUGAAUAUGGGCAUGGGAGGAGGAGGGGGAAGUGGCAUGGGUGGUGGUAUGGGAGGAGGAGGGAUGAAGCGUGCGCAUGAGGAGGGGGAUUUGGAUGGUCAUUUGGGGAAGAAGAGUCGGUUUGAGGUUGUUGAGUGA